Messenger RNA from Gopherus evgoodei (Goodes thornscrub tortoise), 1733 nucleotides. RefSeq names its product purinergic receptor P2Y11 (gene P2RY11). Gene Ontology annotation, biological process: neuronal signal transduction; cellular response to ATP; G protein-coupled receptor signaling pathway. Gene Ontology annotation, molecular function: neurotransmitter receptor activity; G protein-coupled ATP receptor activity. Lineage: Eukaryota; Metazoa; Chordata; Testudines; Testudinidae. The transcript is spliced from 2 exons. The record is from RefSeq and is a predicted model, not a curated record. Bases 231 to 1190 code for a protein of 319 amino acids. Gene Ontology annotation, cellular component: plasma membrane.
GCUGGGGGCAGGACGGGAACUCUGGGCGGUUCCCUGCCCCUCCCUGAUGUGGCUGGAGGCUGAGGUGCGGGCUGCCAGGGCAGGGUGCUGGGCCCUCCCACCACCCUCCGGCUGGGGGGGAAGGGGUGGAGCAGCGGCUUCAGGCUGCAGCCAGCAGGAAGGAACAGCCUGCUACUGCUUCCCUCUCCAGCCUGCGGUGGGUCCUGCUGCCCCCAGGGCACAGCGCCAGGAUGGCUGUUGCAGGGCCUGCGGCCUUCAACACCUUCCAGGAGCACAUGUGGCCAGUGCUGAUGGUGGAGUUCUUCCUGGCCUUUGGCGGCAACGCCUUCGCCAUCUACCGCUUCGUGGCACACGAGCGCACCUGGCACACGGGCAUCGUGUACUCCUUCAACCUGGCCAUCAGCGACCUGCUCUACGCCCUCUCCCUGCCCUUCCUGGCUGCCUACUACUACCCGCCCAAGCACUGGCGCUACGGCCUGGCCCUGUGCAAGCUCGAACGCUUCCUCUUCAGCUGCAACCUGUACGGCAGCAUCUUCUUCCUCACCUGCAUCAGCCUGAACCGCUACCUGGGCAUCGUGCAUCCGCUGCUGGUGCACGGGCGGCUGGAGCCGCGCCACGCCAAGCUGCUGAGUGGUGCCGCCUGGCUGCUGGUGGCUGGCCUCUCCGCCCCCACCCUGCACUUCUCGGCGCUGCAGCCCCGGGGGAACUGGACCGAGUGCCUGGGCAGCGCCACGGACGAGCAGCUGCCCCAGUACCUGCCCUACAGCCUCUUCCUGGCGGCCGUCGGCUGCGGAUUGCCCUUCCUGCUCACGCUCCUCUCCUAUGGCGCCAUCCUCCGCACCAUCUGCCGCAACCCCCACAUCACACGGCUGGAGAAGCGCAAGGUGGGAAGGCUGGUGAGCGUGGGGGUGGCCCUGUACGCUGUCUCCUACCUGCCCUACCACGCCCUGCGCAACCUCAACCUGCCCCUGCGCCAGCGGUGUCUGCAGCACGGGGACCUGAACUGCCGGCACGCGCUGCCCGUCCACUCCGCCUACCAGCUCAGCAAGGUGCUGGUCACCCUCAACAUCUGCGCCCACCCGCUGCUCUACAGCGCCCUGGCUGACAGCAUGCGGGGCUGGUGCCGGGCCCCCCACGGGCAGGACGGGGGCCAGCCCGCCGAGAACAUGGUGCUCCAGGCCCAGGGCUGACCCAGCCUCCGCCCCCCCCUUUGUGCUGCCGACACGUGGAACUGGGCCAGACCAUGCAGGGGGUAACAGCAGCUGCUCCAGCCGCCUGACCCAACUUGUCCCAAACUCUGGGGAGGAGGGGGGGGCAGCUCCUCCCUCCUCAGCUAGAACCAACCCCCCCUUACCCCCUAGCAAGGGCUGCUUGUGAGACCCCCCCCCGUUACCACAGCAGGGGCCUGGCUCCUGCAAGACCAGCCAUUAAAGCAGAGUCUGAGCUGGCUGCAGUGUCCUGGCGCUCUCUUACAGCACCUGGGCUGGUUGCAGCCGCACCCCCUGCAAAGCAGCAGAGCGCAGAGCCGCCUGGUUCCUGUGCCUGUCACCACGGCCCCCCCAGCAGCAGGGCCGUGGGCCCCACACACGCUGCUGACUCUGUGCCCGUCACAUGGCCACCCGGCACUGGGAUGCUGGGGGCUGAGUCAGCCCCCACUCCCGCCAGCCGCAUUGCAUAACGCGGAGCAGGUCGGCUGGCUGCCGCCAGCCCCACAUCCCCCAGCUUCCUCCCUG